Molecule: messenger RNA, 2896 nt
Organism: Macroventuria anomochaeta
Lineage: Eukaryota; Fungi; Ascomycota; Dothideomycetes; Pleosporales; Didymellaceae
Product: MFS general substrate transporter
Exons: 5
Coding region: 391-2604 (737 amino acids)
Biological process (GO): transmembrane transport
Cellular component (GO): membrane
Molecular function (GO): myo-inositol:proton symporter activity
Source: RefSeq, a predicted model, not a curated record
CGCUGGCCCCGCCACCGUUGCAGUCGAGAGGCUAGCGCAGGUAGUCGAGCAUCCCCGAGCAAAUGGAGGUCCUUCAGGCUGUGGCUGGCUGUGAGCGUUGUUUAAGUGGGCGAUGAUAACGAACUCCUGACUCAAAGCUGAUGUACUAGGAUACGUCAUUGCAGAGACGACCCAGCAGGCCUUUGACUACAGUGCAUGCAGGUACACGUGAAACGAGUAUGAAUAGAACUGAGGCUCUAAAAGUUCUAUUAGGUACGGACAAUGCCAGCCUGUGGAAUAUGUGAGCAUCCUUUUUCCAAGCAUCACCUAGCAGAACCAACCUUACGUGCACCAUUUAUCGACUGCUGCUGGUAGCAGCUUCCCUACGAAGUUUCCUCGUUCUUACAAGCCAUGACUAGCGCUGGGGCGGGGGCAGCCUCGCAGAUCCACUGGGCGCAAGUCCGCAAUAACGAAAAUCUCGGUCAUGUCUCAAAAUAUCCCUUGAACCGAGUUACAGAGCAGCACGCUGCUCACUUCUACAGUCGACAACACCUACCGAUCGAAGAAGAUGUCUUCAUUCGCGGCGUCCUCGCGCUUCGAUCACAAGACGAUAUUGAAAGCGAGUUUCGAAAGUUACUUCGUGCUGGUCAAUGGGGGCAGAAUACGAGACUGAGAAUCGGUGAACACAGAUACUCCAGAAUCGAGACUGAGGUUCUGUACAAUGCUUGGAUGAGUGGCAAAAGAGAGACUCUGUGGAAUCUAUCAAGGCUGCAUCGACUUUUGAUAGUUGCCUGCAUAUACGCUGCGAUGACUCAGGGUUGGGAUCAAGCAGCUAUGGCCGGUGCUGCGAUUGAAGUCAUGAACAACCUGGGCAAAUCCACUGUCACAGGUCCCUCCUCCGGAACCGCCAAACGAACGACCAACUCCAACGUCGACCUCGACAAGAAUACCUGGCUUCUUGGAGUCACCGUUGGUGUUCCAUUCUUUGCUGGUGCCGUGUUGGGCUUGAUCAUCACCGAUCCUAUCACCAGAUUUCUAGGGUUUGGUCGGCGAGGUGCGAUCUGCAUCGCGGGUGUCUUCAGUCUCAUCUCGGUUGUUGGUUCAGCUGCUGUACAUAAAUGGGAACAUCUUCUCGGUUUCAGAAUACUACUCGGCGCUGGCAUGGCGGGCAAGGCAUCGAUCGUCCCUAUACUCCUGUCAGAAACGUCCCCCAAGAAUGUGCGCGGCGUUCUUCUCGUCUGCUGGCAGCUGUUUGUGGCCUUUGGAUUGGCUGCUGGAUCUGUCGCCAACCUGAGUGUAUAUCGUCUCAAUAUUCAAUCGAGCUGGCGGUACAUGUUCGUUGCAGCAUUUCUGCCAGCUCUUCUCCUACUCUCGUUAAUUCUGUUCUCGCCCGAAUCACCACGCUGGCUUCUAAAGGAGAGCGGGGCAGCCAAAAGUCAAAGUGGAGACACAGCGCAGAGUCAAAAGCUUAUCCGAGACGCCUACCUAUCACUGAUCGAUUUGCGGGGCGAACCUAGCCCGAUACUAGCUGCUGGCGAAAUCUACUUGAUGCACACGCGGCUCAUUGAUGAGCAACACCGGCUCAAGGACGAAUUAGCCAGGACUAGACCAACGACAUUACCAGACGAAGGGCCAAGGGCUGAAAGUCGACUUGUGGGUGAAAUAGAACACAUUGGAUGGUGGCCAAGAGUCAAACUAAUGUUUCUCUACCCCGGCUUUACAAGACGAGCCCAUCUAGCUGCAGCCGCGGUCAUGAUAUCGCAACAGCUGUGCGGUAUCAACCUGUUAGCUUUCCUAGCUGACAGGUUCUUCCGAGACUCCAUCAUUCACCAUACCCAAAACACUACACCGGAUGAGAACAUGCAGUUGCUAGGCACCUCAUUCGGCUUCAUGUUUCUCAACUUCUCGGCGACCACCAUUGCACUGUUUCAAAUCGACAAACCCAACGGAAGGCGCACGCUCCUCAACUGGUCUUUCCCCGGCAUGGCAAUAUCUUUGUUAGGAUCUGCCCUGGUACUCACAAAGCCGGGUGAGCGUACCGCAGGCGUCAUUGCGGGACACUUCAUCUUCCUGGCGCUCUUCAUGAUCGCAUACUCCGCAGGAGAAGGCCCCGCAGCUUUCGUCAUAUCAGCAGAAGUUUUCCCGCUCGUGAACAGGGAACUUGGAAUGAGCCUCGCCGUGUUUUGGAAUUUCAUGGGCGCGGGUGUUCUGGCUGUGAUCGCUCCGUGGCUGUUGAAGGAGCUUGGCCAAUUCGGAGUGCUCUUGCUCUUUUCUGGAACCAAUCUGUUCGCAUGGUUCCUCUGUUCUUGGCUUAUUCCGGAUACUGGCAUCGAAGCUCUGGAGGAUGUUUUUGACCGACUUGAUAUCACGACAUGGUUUAUGUUCAGGUACACAGUGUGGAAAAUACUGUGGAGGGUUACCAAGCCCUUACACUGGUGCCUUAACUUCAAAACCACAACAUGGUCCGAGGCUGGUUUUGGGCGGAAGCCUGGAUCACCCAGGGAUGAGUUUGAUGAGUCGAAGCCGAACACUCAGCAUACUGAUGGGGAUACUGCAUCACAACCCGAACAAUACGAGAUGGAUGGGCCACUUAUCACAAAUGGUCACGCAGCUGGGGGGGUUUAAUUCUCGGGGGCGAAGGAAAAUUGUCGCUCUGGAGUAUCCGGACCAAGCCUGUGGAGUGCGCAGUCUACACCAUUUCCAUCUCCGAGGUGUUGUCUGUCGACUUGUCGUAUUGAAGUGAACUGCUUUCCUCUUCCAGGUAGCUUCUCCGGUACGUCUGCAUCCUCCAUCUCCAGCAAGCCAAGGUCAUGACGGUAAGGGGAACCGAGAUGACGAAAUAGAGCCAUAGUUGUUUCGACACUAAGAGGUUGCGGGACUCAGAGUCGAAGUCCACAAGGUUCAUACCGAACAUAGU